Messenger RNA from Hyphopichia burtonii NRRL Y-1933, 1757 nucleotides. RefSeq lists its product as uncharacterized. The record is from RefSeq and is a predicted model, not a curated record. NCBI's taxonomy places the organism in Eukaryota, Fungi, Ascomycota, Pichiomycetes, Serinales, Debaryomycetaceae. Bases 40 to 1485 code for a protein of 481 amino acids. The transcript has a single exon.
CAACCAUCAACUCAAAUUGUAUUCUUAGUCAGUUCAUAAAUGCCAGAUAUUGCUAAGGUAGACUUUAGGAAUUAUCCAGCAUUAAGAGUAUUGCUAUAUCGGUUAAAACAUGAAAAUUUCUUUGGAUUCUUGGUCAUUUUCAUACUUUUGAUUUACUCCGGAAUUGAUUUUGAAUACUACUCUGAGAGUUGCAAAAACCCUGAUUCUUUACAGCGUUUAGAUCCUUUGAUACUUGAGCAGGUAUUUGAAUACUUGACCCAGGAAGAAGCUCUUGCACUAAUGAAAUGUUGCACCAAAUUAAAUGAAAUAGGUCGAAGAAGAUUGUACAGACUGGUCGAGGUUAAUGAAAAAGUAUUUAUACAACUGGGGAAGAAAUAUGGCGACUUGACCAACAAAGGUGUAAUUGUUAAUCGAUAUCGUAUCGAGAACACGAUAAUCAAUCAGCGACAGUUUCUCAAGCUUGUUUUUGGAUAUAAGAUACCAACUGGACUAGUCCAAAGGAUCCAUAUUCAGAACUUCCAUUUUUUUUACUCCCCUAGCUUUAUUAAGCUGCUACAAGAAAAGUUCACUACGGCGACAAUCAAACUCUCAACCAAUUGCAAUGAGAAGCGAUUUUUUAAAGAAAAUGUUAGCAGGUGCAUUCACCCGUAUAUCAAUUGCUUCAUUGCGGAAAGAUUAACUGAACUAGAAAUACAAGAGGAACAGUUGGCGCAAGAAGAUACGAAGACUCCGUUAUUACUUGUUCACCUUGAGAAACUUGUCAUCAGGAGUAAACUGGACCUGACUUCAAAUAUAUGGCUAUCAGAUUGGAAAGUGUUAUUCAGAGUAUUAAAGUCAUUGCACAUUAAAGGUGAUGUUAUUUCCAUGUUAGGGCGAAUGAAAGAUGGUGAUAUUGAAAAUUUGGGGUUGGAUGAAUUCGGGUGUGGCUUCACAGAGAAUGGGCACUUACGGCAGUUUGAUCCAUCUUUUAUGUCGCUAAUUAAAUGGCACCAUUUGAAGAAAUUAAAUCUUAUGUGCACAGAAGAGUACAGCUGGUAUAUGAUGCGAUUUAGCUCCUUUUUGGAAACUAUAUCGUUUCUGUCAAAUGAAUUGAAAAGCGUUUCAAUGAAGUGUUUGAAAUCGGGUUUCUCCACACAUCGGCAUGGUCACAAAUAUGGAAUUUUUGAAGAUCUCCUACGAGUCUUAUCAAGAAAGAAUAUAAAAUUAGAAGUUUUGGAGCUUUCGAUUUAUGGUGCAAGCUUUAGAGCAUAUCGAACGGGAAUCAAUUUUCAUCUUGCAAACUUAAGGGAAUUUGCGUGGAUCGACCCAUCUGAAAGCGAUGACCUGCUAAGAAGAAUUGAUCAAACCAACGAAGAUAAAGACUUGAUCAGAGACCUAUUAAGAGACGGAACCAAAUUAGAAUUUGUAAAUAUCAAUGAUAUUAAUUAUAUCAUUGACAGAAAGUUUAAUCACGAAUACAUUGAGAUAAUCCCCUCUACUGAAUAAGCGAAGCUUACUUGAGGUGUUUAAGUAGAAAAGCGCUAAAUAGCUGCAAAAUACUAUAGUGACGAAGAAAAUCUUGUAGGCAGCCCUAAAGCUGCAAAAUCGCUCAAGCGGUAUUUUGCAACUAUCCGUUCCAUCCUUGUGAGAGGGCCAAACAAGCUUCCAGUGAUGGACUAGGGCAAGGCUGGAAUAAAGUGUCACAAUCACCAGAGUUUACCCGAAACCGGAAAAAACUCGAUCAGCACAAACCCAACGGAGGAGGGGAAACGGCUAGU